Cavia porcellus (domestic guinea pig) is the source of this 2442-nucleotide messenger RNA. It is a transcript of the gene Pcnp, whose product is annotated as PEST proteolytic signal containing nuclear protein. The transcript has 6 exons. Lineage: Eukaryota; Metazoa; Chordata; Mammalia; Rodentia; Caviidae. The coding region runs from base 239 to 715 and encodes 158 amino acids. Gene Ontology annotation, cellular component: nucleus. Gene Ontology annotation, biological process: protein ubiquitination; proteasome-mediated ubiquitin-dependent protein catabolic process. The record is from RefSeq and is a predicted model, not a curated record.
GCGGGACCGUGACGUCCUUGGCGUGGCUGCAGCGGAGGCCGCGGCCGGGAAAAUGGCGGACCGAAAGGCGGGAGAGGAGAAGCCUGAGAAGUCCAAGCGAGCUGGAGCCGCCGGAGUUAAUUCAUGGGAGCCUCUUCUACUGCCACACAAUCUCAGUUCCUGCUAUAUACUCUAACAAACAGUGGAAGAGACUGUUGGGGCAAUAGGUGACAACUGCAGAGGUAUCUUCCUUAUAACGAUGCUUUUUGAGGUUGCUGCUCCCAUCAAUCUGCUCAGUAAAAAUAGCUCAUCUUGUAAUGGAGGGGAAAGUUCCAGUCGCAGCGCUGAGAAGCGAUCAGCUGAAGAAGAAGCUGCAGACCUCCCAACAAAGCCUACAAAGAUCUCCAAGUUUGGAUUUGCCAUAGGUAGUCAGACAGCAAAGAAAGCAUCAGCUAUAUCCAUCAAACUUGGAUCAAGUAAGCCUAAAGAAACUGUUCCAACUCUUGCUCCAAAAACCCUUUCAGUAGCAGCAGCUUUUAAUGAAGAUGAAGAUAGUGAACCUGAGGAAAUGCCUCCAGAAGCAAAGAUGAGGAUGAAGAAUAUUGGAAGGGAUACACCAACAUCAGCUGGACCAAACUCUUUCAAUAAAGGAAAGCAUGGGUUUUCUGAUAACCAGAAGCUAUGGGAACGGAAUAUAAAAUCUCAUCUUGGAAAUGUCCACGACCAAGACAAUUAAACGAUGUGUUUUGAAUUAGGGUGUGGGGUGGGUGUAAAGUUAAAAGGAACAGUUUCCUUUUUUUAAAAAACGGUAUAAGACUAUCUUUGGAGCCGCUUUUGCUUUUGCUUUUUCAUUUUUUUUUUUUUUAAGAUUGAGUGGUACACUAAUAAGUGAGAGUUUGAAAUUAGAGGUAAUUUAUGUUUUAUAUACAGAUUUCAAGACAUUUGCUAAUUUUGUAGUUUCAUGUGAUUAGUUUCCAAAGGUUACAGAUAAUAAAGAAAUCAGAGGUGGUACCUUUUUAAGAACUGCAUAUUUUUUUAGACACAAUUAUUAGCACAUGAAGAGGGAAGCAAAAAGUUACUAUUUAAAACUGCAAGCAGUUACUCCUAAAUUAACUCCCUCAUUACCUAAAAUGUCUGGCUCCCAGGAACACCCUUAUAGAGAGAAAGCGGGAGUAUCACAUUGAAAAGAAAAUGUUGCAGAACUAUUGACUGAAAGUAAAUUUAGAUAAAAUUAAAAGGAUUUUUUUCCUUAUGGGCAUUUGUUUUGUUUCAAGUCGUCAUAUAUUAGAUAUUGCAUUGCUAUCAGUGGAUACAAAUGCUUAGCUCUUUUACAAAAAAAAUUUUUUUUUUAAAUUUUUAUGUGAAGUAUUGAGUAUUUGAAAUAGCCCAUUUCACCUUAAUAGUCUUGUCUGUCUUCAUUAGUCUUCAAAGAACAGCCAUUUGCUACCAAAGUAAAUCAGUAUUUUGAAUGUGCUUCUCUUGAUUUUUAUUAGCUAGUUCCUGUAAGCAUUUCCACCAGAACUUGAGGCAAAUUAUAAGGAAGCUGUUUCUUUUAAAAUACGGACCACCACCAAAAAUUCAAAUGUACAUACUGCUUAAGUAUUUGGCUGGUUUUCAUUUUUUAAAAGGUAUAAACACCAAAAAAACAACAACAACAACAACAACAAAAAAAAUUUAACAUUGUAUGAAGUUGGAAAACAAUAAGAUGCAUUUUCUGUAACUUUGUCUAUGCAUUUAUGUUACUAAGUUGUUAAAUUCAAUUUGAAUUGCAUUCAUUACAGAAUUUAUUAGAACAGUCAAUAUGGUGUAAGUAUAUACAUCCUGACCAGUGGCCUUUCAAAAGCAUAUUGUAGGCACUGAAAAUAAAAUGAAAGAAAAUGCAUCUUCAAACAUUUUAUGGAAUUGCUCAUCACAUAAUAUGCUUAAAUUUGUGUAUUGUAGGCUGUUUGUAUUUUUCUAUUGUAUAUGGACUUUUUAAUGUGACAGUUAAACACUUCUUUAAAAGCAUAGUCACAAACAAAAGAAAAAUGAUAGAAUGAUUUCCCUCAGAAUUCCUACAAUGUUAAAUUUCAAGGCAGCUUCAGACUAUUUUUUUGGUGGUCGUUACUUGCUGAUCUUUUUUAAUAGGUAGUAACUCCAGAGAAGAAACUUGUGCAUAUGCCUAAUAAGUUGUUCUUUUACAUUAAAGUUUAGAUUAAGCCCCAAGUAAAACAAUGGAAAUGUAUAUAGAACUGUUAGUUCUUACACAAUUUAAUUAUAUCAAGAUACAUGAAUUUAACUUACUUUUAUCUAGGCAAACUUACUCAUUUUUGUCCAUUUUACUGUUUGUUAAAAUAACAUGCCUCUCCUACGUACUCUCUUCUUGACCCAAAUGAAAUAAUCAUCUAAGGUCAAGAUGAAGAGAGAGAAAUGACUGAGAUGAAUGUCUUUACUAAAAUAACCAAUAAAUUUUGUCAAACUCCA